Messenger RNA from Phyllopteryx taeniolatus (common seadragon), 2857 nucleotides. It is a transcript of the gene slc25a51b, whose product is annotated as solute carrier family 25 member 51b. Bases 253 to 1173 code for a protein of 306 amino acids. Lineage: Eukaryota; Metazoa; Chordata; Actinopteri; Syngnathiformes; Syngnathidae. The record is from RefSeq and is a predicted model, not a curated record. The transcript is spliced from 2 exons.
UAGAUGGCGAUAAUGUAAAUCCAAUAGUCAUAACAAAGUUCAAUGUACACCAUUGAGACCGAAGAAGAGGGACCUAUUGCUGGGGCUGCAGACACGACCUAGAGCUGUAGAUCAGUGGCCUUUUUCCUCUGAAGGGAAAGUUGCACUUAACCUGUCGGGGGACAGGACAGCGACUGGUCCACAUGACAGGUGUUUAUAGAGGAGAGCAGUGCUGAUGUGAUGCUCAAGGAGCGCUGAGUCUCCCUUGGCACCAUGGACUCUCGGUCAGCCCAGACUCCCCCACCACCGGCCUCUUUGACAAAAGGCGGUCACGCCUUGCUUUCUACCGGGCCUCUGAGUGCCAUCCUUGGGCCUCAAGGAAAGCAUUACAUAUGCGGCUCCAUGGCAGCUUUCACCAACAUCAUGGUGACCUUCCCCAUCCAGAAGGUUCUCUUCCGUCAGCAGCUACAUGGCGUGUUGGCGGUGGAGGCGGUACGGCAGCUCCAGAGGGACGGCCUCAGAAAUCUUUACAGGGGGCUGCUCCCCCCGCUGCUCCAGAAGAGCACCACCGUGGCAAUCAUGUUCGGCUUGUACGAGGACUUCUCCCGAGUCCUUCUGGAGCGGGCCGAGGGCAGCGGCCUGCCGGAACUGGUCACGCGAAGCUUUGCCGCUACGCUGGCGGGUACAGCGGAGGCAUUCCUGGCCCCAUUUGAGCGUGUGCAGACGCUCCUUCAGGACCACCGGCACCAUGGACGCUUUAACAACACAGCCCACACUUUCAGGACACUUCUGACGGAGUAUGGCGUCAGGGAGUGCUACCGCGGCCUCGUGCCCAUAGUGCUCCGCAACGGCCCCAGCAACGUACUCUUUUUCGGACUUCGAGGACCCAUAAAGGAACAACUCCCAGAAGCCACAAGCCGCGCGGGUCACCUCGUUAAUGAUUUUGUGUGUGGGGGCGUUCUGGGGGCGGCACUCGGCAUCAUGUUCUACCCAUUAAACGUCAUCAAGUCGCGGGCUCAGUCACGGGUUGGCGGAGCCUUCCAGCCGUGCAGGCAGGUGCUGCUAACGGUGUGGCGGGAGCGAGGCAGGAGCGUUGCCAUGCUCUUUCGGGGGGCUCACCUCAACUACCACCGCUCACUCCUCUCCUGGGGCAUCAUCAACGCCACCUACGAGCUGCUGCUGAAGCUCAUAUGACAGUGUAAGAGAGAAAAUACAUGGCUGAUCCAGUCAGGAGGAGGAGAACGUAUGAACAAAUUGAGACAUGGUGUCACCUAAUGUUUCCAGAGAGAUGAUGUUCCACGUCUGUGGGAUAACAGUCAGUGUGAACUGAACCCCCCCACACCAACAUGAAUUUGCGUAACUGUCACAUUAUUUCAACUGUACACAAGGGUCCAAUGAGGUGCAAAACCUCCAGCCUAGCACCUUUUUUGUUUACAGUAUCAAGCAAAAGUUAUUUGAGGAGGUUUGAGUAUUGUGCGUGCCGUGUGUUUUGUGGAGCAUUAUCUCUGUUGGUUUGUUUGAGAACAAGCACUAAUUUGUUGAAUUCUCCCAAUGAAUUGUCCUUCAUUUAUUUCUUCUGAUGGUUCACUAUCGGCCACAUUCAAAUGUAAUGGGAUAAGCCUCAGAAUUAUGUUAAAGGGGAGUUUGCAAUGUAAAAAUACAAAAAGCCUUUUUUUCAUAUUUGUGAAAACAGGAGUACAUGAUAAAUAUGAUCUGUGGAGAAAAAUCUGCCGUUUGAUUUGUGCAGUGGUUUCUUGUAUAACAAGGAGGCACAAAAUGGGGUCCAGGGACGGCUGAUUGUUUUUCCGCAGGUCAUAUUUAUCAUGUACAACUGUAAAGUUAUAAUGACUGUUUAAAAAAAAAAAUCUGACAUAAUGUUUAAAUUGCCAACUCACCCCAUGAAGUGGCCAUUUUUGUAUGUUUAAUUGGCAUUGAAGGUCAUAGCACCCAUAUACAAGCCCACAAGCAUGAUAAGCAACAUCCUUUACUGAUGCAGUAUUUGUAUUUAUUAUUGGGAAAGUAAUGUGAGCUCAAAAACUACCCUCGUUUUGUUUAUAAUUGUGACUGGCAUUUAUUUUGGGUUCUGCACUCGCUCUCAAAUGUGUCCUUCCUUAUGUCACUCUUGCUCUCCUCCACUUUAACAUCUGUUGACAUAAUGGGCUCGCAUUUCACACUCGAGUAGCCACAGCCAGUCAGCACGCAGCCGCCCCUGACCGCCUGGAGAGGCGUACAGGCGGCGCUGUUUGGGCACACAGCACCAUAAUGGCAGCAGAGGAAAUGUUCAGUGGUACAAAAAGCUCAAGCUGCCAUGUAAAUAGACCACUUGGCCUAUUUCUUAACUGCUUUUCAUUUCCAACAGUCUACAAAGUGUUGCCUUUUAUAAGGUUUGGCUUCUAUGAACAUGAAUGCUUUUCCCUGAAGCACAAGCGGUUCAAGCCAUUCCUUGCAAAUGUUGAAAAUCAAUGCAAAUUUUGCUGUGUAAUUUCUGCGGAAUAUAUUGAGAAACGUUUUCUUUCUUCAUUCCCAUAAAUGACAACAAGGAAGUCAGUCUUUUCCUUUCUCGAGGCAUUCUGUAAUUCCCUAACUUUUUCAGCUCCUCUGCAGGACCGAAAGCCAUUUUACCAUAACAUUGUCAUAUACUGUAAAUAUCAUGAAGACCACAGAAGACAUCAUGUCAUGGAUCAAAAACCCUUUGAUGAGAAAGUUCAACCUGACCCAUUUUGAACCAAAAACCUAACUUUGGGAAUCCAUGUACCAAUUAUUUACCUGACCUGUCCUUGCACAAAAGCGCUUACUCCUAAUGCAUUCUACCUUAGCAUUCAGUGUCAGCAACAACUGAUUAAACAUUGGACGCUUUCUUCUGUGUUUACAAAAAUCA